GCAAAGACGAACCGCUGCAGUUUGUGCAUCUGUGAGACAGUGAGCGAGAAAGGUAACGUAGGACCAGACUCAGGAGAGUGUCAGUGGGGGACGAGGGAGGUUAUUUCUCUGCAAUGCCGAAUAAAACUAAAAAAGACAAGGAAUCUCCGAAGUCUGGAAAAUCUGGCAAAACUGGAGCGAAGGAUGGGCAGGAAAAUUCAGAGCACGAGGGCUCCAACAAGAAGAACAGCAACAGCGUGCCCCCCACCACGCAGCUGCUGAAGGGGAAGCAGUCGGGCCUGCAGACGCCCGUCAAGAAGGAGAAGAGACACAGCUCCUCCCGCUUCAGCCUCAGCAACAACAGGGAGCUGCAGAAGCUGCCUGCCUUCAAAGAUGUCGCUCCUGCGGAGCAAGAAAAGCUGUUCGUGCAGAAGCUGCGGCAGUGCUGUGUGUUGUUCGACUUCGUAGCCGACCCCCUCAGCGACCUGAAAUGGAAGGAGGUGAAGAGGGCGGCUCUGAGCGAGAUGGUGGAGUACAUCACCCACAACCGCAACGUCAUCACAGAGCCCAUCUACCCGGAGGUGGUGCACAUGUUUGCAGUGAACAUGUUCCGCACGUUGCCACCGUCGUCCAACCCCACAGGAGCUGAGUUCGAUCCCGAGGAGGACGAGCCCACGCUUGAAGCGGCUUGGCCGCAUCUACAGCUUGUCUAUGAAUUUUUCCUUAGGUUUUUAGAGUCACCUGACUUUCAACCAAAUAUAGCUAAGAAGUACAUCGACCAGAAAUUUGUGAUGCAGCUUUUAGAACUGUUUGACAGUGAAGAUCCUCGGGAGAGAGACUUCCUGAAAACCACUCUGCACCGGAUUUAUGGAAAAUUUCUGGGGCUACGAGCAUACAUCAGAAAGCAGAUUAAUAAUAUAUUUUAUAGAUUCAUUUAUGAAACUGAACAUCAUAAUGGAAUAGCUGAAUUACUGGAGAUACUGGGAAGUAUCAUCAAUGGGUUUGCCUUACCAUUAAAAGAAGAGCACAAGAUUUUCCUGUUGAAGGUUUUGCUGCCUUUGCACAAAGUCAAGUCACUUAGUGUCUAUCACCCACAGCUGGCAUACUGUGUGGUGCAAUUUCUAGAGAAGGACAGCACUCUCACUGAACCAGUGGUUAUGGCUCUUCUCAAAUACUGGCCAAAGACCCACAGUCCAAAGGAGGUGAUGUUCCUGAACGAGCUGGAGGAGAUCCUGGACGUGAUCGAGCCGUCAGAGUUUGUGAAGGUCAUGGAGCCGCUGUUCAGGCAGCUGGCCAAGUGCGUCUCCAGCCCACACUUCCAGGUUGCAGAAAGAGCGCUGUACUACUGGAACAACGAGUACAUAAUGAGCCUCAUAAGCGACAACGCAGCCAAGAUCCUCCCCAUCAUGUUCCCAGCACUAUACCGCAACUCCAAAACCCACUGGAACAAAACCAUACACGGGCUCAUCUACAAUGCUCUGAAGCUCUUCAUGGAGAUGAACCAGAAGCUCUUCGACGACUGCACACAGCAGUUCAGGGCGGAGAAGAACAAAGAGAAGGCGAAAUCGAAAGAACGGGAGGAGGCCUGGAUCAAGAUAGAGAAUCUAGCCAAAUCAAACCCACAGUUCCUUAUGUAUGUUGAUUCCUCUGGCCUCAAUAGUCCAGUAGAAAUGGAGACAGAUGGUCCAUUGAUAGAAGAUGUUCAGAUGUUAAAAAAGACUGUAGAGGAAGAAGCGACUCAGCUGCAGAGAGACCAGCGGAAAGAGCGCCCUCUAGUGCGACGCAAGUCCGAGCUGCCUCAGGAUAUCUACACCGUCAAAGCCUUGGAGUCCCACCGUCGCGCCGAAGAAAUGCUGACCGCGCACGACGGCCAUUAGACCCCGCCCCUCCGCCCCGCGGACUCCAGACUCCGGCACAUUUUAAGUAUUGGCACAGAAACUGAACAGUGCAGCGUGGCCCCCCCAUCUGCCCCCGUCUGCCCCGUCCCCCUCCUUCUGCCCCCAAAUCCCCCCCCCCCCCCACUCACUGGUCAUUACUGUUUCUGCUUUCUCAGGUGUUCUUUUCUUUGUUUUGUUUUGUUUUGUUUUUUCCCUACAUGUCAUUGCUUCAUUUCUGUAAUAUAAUUCUCAUUAGGAACGUUGCCUGCCCGGGUUUUUUUUUUCCCCCCAUUUUUAAGAGCAAGCAAAAAGAGCUGGCAACACAACCACUCCAGUUUGUCGGACAUGACAAACCAGUCAAGAGACGGGGGGGGGAAGACGAAAGGCAGGACCAGAGUGAGGAGUGCUGCUCAUUUCUUUGUCUUUUUUUCAAAGGGAACAAACUGGGAAAGGUGAAAGUUUGGGGGCAAAUGUAUGUUUUUUAAUUUUCUCUUACUCCCAGGGACAGCUGCCAGUGCCAAGAGCUUCGCGUUUCAUUUGAUUACAUGUUAAUAUUUUAUUAGUGAGAUUUUAACGGAAGGGAAGGAGGGGGGGGGGGGGGGAAUCAGUGGAGCUUUGUCUUUUUAUUUUGGCUUUAGUCAUUAUAAAAAAAACAACAGCAGUUUUUCCCAAUUUUCAACACGUGCUGAAGACAAGCUUGUGGAAGUGGCUGUUCCCUCUGGGUUUCCAAGUGAAAGAAGGACAAAUUUGUUUUUCUCUGGACUUAGAAACUUGCAAGUUUUGUGCCAUACCAAGUGCUUCAAUAACGUUAAUUUAGCUUUUUUGUCAGAUUACAUAGGCAUUACAUUUAUUCUGAAAACAAUAACUUUUGGUGGUUCAAACAAUGGUAGACUUCUUUAAAAAGGAGCAGCAGAUGGAGGGUCUGUGUGGAGUUCAGAAUCCUAGAUUACAGUGCAGGCCACACAUUUUUAUUUGUUUUUUGUUCUGUAAAAAGUGUAAAACAAAAAAAAAAAAACCCAAAACUAUAUUUUCAGGCAUGUGUAUCCUGCCUCUGUGGACAUAUGUCCUGUCCUUUUGUGCCACUUCAGACUUUUUCAGUUGUUAAAUCGGGUUCUGAGGUCCCUAACCUUAUCCACCUUGAGAGGGACCGUUUUGUCUGUGGAUGCGAAUAAUAAAGCAAGACCAACAGGCCCCUUUCUGCCGCCACACCGAUACCAUGGCCAGUAUAUUCAGCUCACCGGCACGCAACCUUGUACUGCUACACCCUUACAGCGCGGCUCUAACCCAGAGUUACCUUUCUGUUUUCCAGCCGACCUGCUCCAGGUGAGCUUGCUUAUUGUUCCGUGCAGUUUCACCCCCAUUGCUGCCAUAAGCAUUAAACCGCAGGGGAGAGCGGAGGAUGGGCAGUCCCUGGCCUGGAAAGCCAUACUUUCUGGCAGUGUUUGUUCUGCUGUUCUGUGAAGAUGGUGUGCUGAUGAACUGUAGGCCUCUGGCUCCACGCGUUGCCCAUUCCAGCUGUAGAAGUGUUGUUCUCUGGUAUCCCUUAGUGUUCCGGAACUCUCCACAGAACUGCAAGCUACAGUCACUCAUUGGAAGCUACAGUAUAAAUCUGUAUGGGAUCGUAUUAGUAAUCGCAAAAGUUUAGACUUAACCUGAAAAAGCUGCAUUAGCUGCAAUGGUGGUUUCUCUCCCUUUAGAUUGUUUGCUUGUUUUAUGCUGUGCUCUCUUAGGUGCUUAGUCGUCGAGCUGAAAGGACUGUUAACCUGUGUUGCGUAAGUGAAGAACGUGGCCUUUCUUCACUUUCUAAAAGUAUCUUUCUCAGUGCCUUUAUGUAAGAGAGGUGAGAGAAUCCUAGCCUAAAGAGAACACAGUAUGCAGUUUGGCAUUUGAACGAUAUAUUUCAAAGUAAUACGGUAGAGCUCAAACAUACACACGGGUACACUCGCAAGUUAAUGUAUGCUUAUUCGCAAGCAGUCAUACAAGUGGGAGAGGCUUGAGCUCUCCCCUAUUCAAUCUAGCAUCGGCAGACCCAGACGGUUUCCUGGCUGAAGUUUUUUGGGGGGUUUUUGAACCACCUGAACAACACUUCCUGCAAAACUUGAAUGUUUGUGUUGAUGCUUGCAAGCGACGCAAUCCUGGCUGUGGGCUGUGACGCAUCUCGAUUUCACCCAGGUUUUCAGCUUAACUUUAAUCUGUCCAGUCCCCUGAAUGCCUCAGAAUCGAUGAGGACUGCGGUAAAGGGUUUUAUUCCCCCCCCCCCCCCCCCCCCCCUUCCCCCGUCUCCUUCAAUUAUUUAUUUCUUCUGUAUACCAUUGUUUGAACUUCCAUUUCAUUAAGCUGGUAGUUUAUGUAGAUCAUUGGUUUGGGUGCUCUGUGUAUCUGUCAGCUGUUUACAGGAGGCCGUACCCCCCCCCCCCCCCCCCCAACUGUGUGUUUGUAUUUCGUUGAAUGAGCAGAGUAUACAAUGUUCUACCAUAUUCAACUUUUAACCCCCCCCUUUCAAGAAAAGAGUAACAUUCACCAAUUAUUUAUUUUUCCUCUUCGAAAAAACAAAAAGCUAUUGCUGUUAAUAUUGGGUCAGAAUUGUUUGAAGAGAUCAUUUUCUGGUCCAUUUUUAUGGGACAAACUUUGUGUUUUGCAGUAGUGGCACAAAUAAAUGACUGAAUUCAUACAAGAAAGCCGAAAAAUAUGUGUUGGUGAUUGUUUUUCUUCAGUCUAUAGCUUUUGCUUUUUACAUUUUAAUUUUCCUAAGUUUUACAUGUGCUUUUCAGAAUACAGUAACAUGACAAGUGUCCUUUAGUAUACCACCUGUACUAAAUGGCUUCAUUUAAUAUUGUACAUAUAAUGUACUUUGUUUAUGUAGUGUUAUAUCUAUUAAACAGUAGAUUUCAUAUUUUGUACAAAAUGGUCCUAUGUACAGAAUAAAACCUUAAUAGCAACUGCAAAAAGUUGGAAUGUGGCACAGAUUUUUUCUUUACCUGUAAUUAGAAAUGUUAAAGGUUCUAAUUUUUAUCAUUUUGUAAUUCUACAAGAUUUGUUUCCGCAUUCAAUUGUCUGUGAGAGGAAUCAUACAUUAGCUUUUAUUUGUGUGCUUUUAUCCAAUUCUCAAGUGGUGUAUAUCUAUAUAGAAUAAAGAGAACAUGUGGAUUUUAUAUUUUCAUCCUAAAACCAA
Molecule: messenger RNA, 5028 nt
Organism: Conger conger (European conger)
Lineage: Eukaryota; Metazoa; Chordata; Actinopteri; Anguilliformes; Congridae
Gene: ppp2r5ca
Product: protein phosphatase 2, regulatory subunit B', gamma a
Exons: 16
Coding region: 114-1856 (580 amino acids)
Biological process (GO): signal transduction; protein dephosphorylation
Cellular component (GO): cytosol; nucleus; protein phosphatase type 2A complex
Molecular function (GO): protein phosphatase activator activity
Source: RefSeq, a predicted model, not a curated record